Molecule: messenger RNA, 1259 nt
Organism: Oncorhynchus kisutch (coho salmon)
Lineage: Eukaryota; Metazoa; Chordata; Actinopteri; Salmoniformes; Salmonidae
Product: ras-related protein Rab-26-like
Exons: 2
Coding region: 590-901 (103 amino acids)
Molecular function (GO): GTP binding; GTPase activity
Source: RefSeq, a predicted model, not a curated record
UGCUCUCAGAGGCUGGAUAGUAUCAAUAAUCAUUAAGGGGUCGUGUGUGUUCACGUGUGAAAUUAGUUAUUGAUAUACAAUAUAUUUCGGACACAAUUACUAGUUUAAAAGCAGGUUUAGGAUAGGACUCAAAAUAUGCCUCAUCCAUCCCUUAAGUAUAUAGCUAAUUCGCAGUAGUCCCAAAGAGAAGACACGUGAUUUGCGUUUGAAGAAAGGCGCUCACCAUGGUGCUGAACACUGCACGUCCUCCACUUCAACGCACACAGUUGACAUAGUUUCAUAAAUACUAUAGUACACCUCCGUGUCCGCUUCCAGUAGGAGCGCUUUGCUUUACAUUUUUAUUCGACUCUGCGGAAAUGAUCCCCCUAGGUGGCUAUAGUUCUUGCCAGGAGCAUCAGUAUCAAACCUGCAAGUGCAAGGGAUUUAGACAAGGAGGGGGCGGUGAGUGUAGAGAAGAGCGACAGCAAACGAGAGCGGGGAAGGGAGAUAAAGUUAUUGCAGCGACGUGUCUAAAAGCUCUGCUUAUUAAAAAAUAAAUCUUCUCAACUCGUGCCUUGACAAAAGGAUUCUAUAGGAACAAAAAAAGAAGAUGGAUAUCAUUAUGGAGAAUACCCCUGAAAUGGAAUGUGUUGACCAGGGCGAGGCGCUUCACUCGGACAGUGCCUAUGGGUCAUCUGCGGUGGACACGGAUACAGAGGACUGCCUGACUCCCCUCGAGAUCACUUUCCCCUAUAACGAGGACCUAAUGCACAAGACCAUCAUGGUGGGAGACAGCGGCGUGGGGAAGACCUCUCUGCUGGUCCAGUAUGACCAAGGCAAGUUCAUACCCGGCUCCUUCUCUGCCACUGUGGGCAUCGGCUUCACGGUGAGUCUCUGCGUUAUUGUCUGCCAUGAGCCAUAGGGGACAAGUGACCAUGAAGGACCACAUCACUUUGUUACUGGGAUUGAUGGGACAACAAGUGUCUUCCCUUCCAAGCUCCCUAAAUGCUGUUUUCUGAGGUGCCAAUCAUCUUCCUCUUUCUGCAAUCAUAAUUAUCUUUAGCACACAGUUGGGUGUUGCUAGAAAGCGGGUGUAUGAUUACAGUUAAUGUUGCACCAGUUGGUCUGUUCCCUGAUGGAUAGCUGUGUUUCACAGAUGUAUCACUCACUGUUGUGAAUGUGAACUGGAGUGAUUGAUUGUCUGCAUAUACAGUCUACAUUAUCACUGUGGUGAUGUAUGGUGGGCUUCCAUUCACAGAGAAAAUUUAUGAAAGAAAGAA